Messenger RNA from Symbiodinium sp. CCMP2592, 6060 nucleotides. Lineage: Eukaryota; Dinophyceae; Suessiales; Symbiodiniaceae. The record is from the annotation of a GenBank genome assembly.
AUGAAGAGCUCCCAGCCAUCGUCUGAUGCCGGGAGCUUUGAGCAUACUUUACUUGAUUUUGACAGGCUGGUGUGGCAGCUGGUGGUGCAGCUCCACCGGCUGGUGGACGAAGGUGUCCUCGAAAAGGACUUUGCAGUUCUGAGCACCUUCUCGCGUGAUGUCGCGGCCCUCCGUGCUCUGGUCAGUCGCCCUUUCCGGCUCACGGCCUUCGCGCGGCUCUCGCGGCUCUGCAAGGAGCCGGAGGGGGGUAAGUCCCAAGUCCCUGGAGGCCUCUCCCUGGAGCUCUCGGAGAGCCGCUUCGCUUCGACGGCGGCGAGGCUCUGCCGCCUGGCCCGCGACAUCGGCCCCGAGAGGGAGGUAAUGCAAACCUCCCUGAUCCGCUUGAUGGCUGCGGUGGCUCGCUGGUCUGUGGAAGGGAGCAUGGAGGUCGAGGAAGCGGUGCGGGUGCUGCGAGAGGGGCUCGAAGCCCUGGCCGCCCUGCGCCGUGGCGUCUCAUCGAUUCAGAUCCAAUCCGAGCUCGGCGGCGCUCUGCCAGUGCUCGUGCGCUUCGUGUCGAGGUGCGGCCCCUCCCUCGGCCCGGCUCUGGCGGAUCUUCUGGAAUUGGUGUUGCUUGAGCACAGCGCCGCGCUGCUGCUCCCGCAGCUUCCAUCUGUGAUGUCCCUGUUGCUGAUGGCAACCGAGAAGGGCUCCUGGAGCCUUCGGCCCCUGGCUCUGGCGCUCCGGCGCUUCGGGGAGGCGCCGCUGCGCUGCCCGCCAGGCUUCAAUGCUGCUUGGCUUGAAGCCUCUGCACUGGCAGACGCAGAGUCCGCUGCCCUGCUUGCGGAAAUGCUGCCGGCCCUCCGUGCCGCUGAUGUGGUCCCCUCAACAGAUAAGUGGGCCGCCUUGGUGCCCGGCGCUUCGAAGGCUCCGCCGAGUGUGUCCUCGCCGUUUGCAGAGGUGCACCUGAUGGUCAGGGCUAGCGAAUUCCAGGACUCGGAAAAGGCACUGUUCCUGAAAGAGCUGCUCUCGAAAAGUACAGGCGCGGACUCCUCGCGCUGGCGUCUGCUGCUCCGGGCGCUGGAGAACUUCGGCGAGGUGGAACUACUGCAGGAGCUGCUGCUGUCAUCAGGGCCCCUUCCGCCGCCGCAGCGAGCGGCUUUGUGGCUGAGCCUCGCGCGAUCGCUGCGCCGGAGUCUGAACCGACAGCCGGAAGAGGCGAAACGCUUUCAGCGAAGUCGGCUCGUCCGAGCCAUGGGCGACGAGGCCGCAGCUUCGGCAUCCACGCAGUGGGCGUCCCUUGCCUCUGCUCUCAGCGCCCUGAUCGCUUUUGCGGUGCUCGGGGGCGACGAGGGUGGCGAGGAGGAGAUGCCUAUGCUGGAUCCGGUGUUCCAAGUCAGCACAAGGGUGAAGUCUGUGGCAGCGCUGCCAACACCCUUGGAAUCGGCACCCAAUCCUCUUCGCCGCCGACCUGUCUUCGGUCGCACUCGGGCACGGCCAGUGGCAGAGGCUCCGAGAGAAGUUCUUCUCCUCUGCGCCUUCUGCAACACGACGGAAUCCGCAGAGAGCCUUCGAGGCAGCAGCCCCUGCUGCCCACGCUGCGGAGCGGAAUUGCUGUCGGCGGACCUGUCCCUGCCGCAUUUCCAGUCUCUGCGUCGUCCUGCAGCCAAGCGCGGGCGGUGGCUGCGCCAGCCGCAGGACUUCAUGAGUCUGAUAGUGAAGCUGCGGGCACGGCUGGUCUCUUCGGCCCCUGCCACAGCGCUGGGCUUGCUGGAGCCGGGUGACUCCCAGCCGUCACUGGGGCGGCCAAGCGCGGAGGUGUCGUCCCUCCUGAGCACGGCCGUGCUUUGCCUUUGCUUGGGUUGCUCCAAGCUGGGCCUUUCCACUUUGGCCAAGGAGCUUGCGACUUUCUUCCCUCAAGACCUGGAUGCACCGAGGAUACCGGCGAGCUGGGAGGCCCCGGAGCCGCUCGGGGCUCUGCUGCGCUGUGCGGACUUCCGAGCCGCCCUGAGCGGCGAGUCUGCCACACCGUUGGCGAAGCGCCGUCGCGGCGAGGCCACCGCUCCACCGCAGCCUCUUCAGAUCGUGGCUUUGAGCUCCCAGCAGUUGACGAAGAUGGUCGACGAAGCGUGCAACUUUGCCACCUUCUCUGCUGGAGGUGUAAGUUCAAGCGCCAGCUCAAGCCUACAACGGCUCCUCAGCAUUUGCAUGCUGGCCUCUUCGUGCGCAGACGAUGUCUUCUUGACCGUGGACCGGAACUUGUACCUCAACCUGCUUGAACGCUACUCGCGGAGCGCUCGGGCCGCCAGCCUCUGUCAGCUGCUCCUCACCGGUACUUUGAAGUCGAAGAUGCGGCUGUUGUUGCCAAAGCUUCUGCCCGUCAUGGUUCUCCAUGAGAAUGUCGACAGCCUUCGGCCUCUGUGCAAGAUCUUGGACGAGGAAUCCCUACCCUCCGUCUUCACGCCGAAUCUCCCCUUCGUCCUCUUCGAGAUCGCUUCGCUCCCCGCCAACCGGGCCGAAGGCGCUUUGUCCUUCCUCGUCAGCGGCAUCUACAAAGGAUCCGUGAGCGCGGAGAGUUUGAGCGCCGCGUUUUUGGGGAAGGCCCUGGUUCUCCUCCUCUGGGACUCAGCGAGGCCGAGUGACCAGCGACAGGAACGCCUUCGCCGUACUCUGGCCGCGCUGACAAACAUCUCGCAGGCUUUGCAGGCUCUACAGGCCCGGCUGGGCCCUGGAAGCGCAGUUCAGGACCGGAAACGCCCAGAGCCCUCGCUGGAGCGGAGUGCCAAAAAGCGGAAAGCAGGCGAGAAGGAGACGAAGGUGAUCGACAUAGCCGGAGAUGGAGGGACCCAUGCAGAAGUGCUGCAAAUCCUGGAGCGCCACUUCCUGCAUGUCCUGGACAUCCUGGGCAUCCUGCUCGACCCGCGCUCCCCCAAAUGGCAGGAGUACUGCGAGCUGCUCUCGGACCCCUUUGCACGCGUCAGCGGAGAGCCUCAAGAGGAAGCGACCCGUCCGGACAUGGCGCGAUUCUGCCGAAUGGUCUCGCUCCUCUUGGAGCUGCCGGGGGAUCAGCUCCAGCGCUUCGCUCCCAAAGUCUUCGAGCUCCUGCAGAAAGCCACGGCGCGGUCCUCGCAGCAUCCGGAGAGCGUCGACUGCUGGCGCCACUACGUGGCCGCUGUGGGCGUGGCGAGGCUGAAGCCCCUGCUUCCUGCAGUCAUUUCGGAGCUGCUGCGGCUGGGGGCGCAGCUGAAAGAGAAGGCGGCUCGUUCAUUCGAGGUGUUAGGCCAGGAAGUGUUGUCCCCUCUGAUCGUGGAGACUUGCCGCAGCGCAGGAGAGGUGAUAGCUUCUCUUCCAGAGCUUCCUGCCUGGGAAUCCCUGCGAACGGCCAAGGCAGCAGUAGACAAGGCCCGGGCGCCCGACGACGCGAAAGGCUCCGCCCUCCGACUCGAGCGCUGCAUCCAUCAGCUCCAGGCAGCGACGCAGCAGGUGGUUCGGCGUUCGGCGCUGGAGAGCCUGCACGGCAUCAUUCAGGAGCAGCGCCAGGCGCCCUGCGCGGCCGAGCUGCCAAAGCCAGCGUUGGCCCGGCUCCUGCGGGCCUUGCUGAAGUUUCUCUGGGAAUCGUCAUCUUCACCAGAUGAUCAGCUCCUUUGCGGACAACUCCUGGGCUCCUUGGGCGCCAUCGACCCGGCCCGGCUGUCUGGCCAGGUGCUGGUGGAGCGGCAUAGCACGGUGACGGACAGUCGAUCACCCAAAGGUGACCUUGACCUGGCCAAGACCGUACUGGAAGAGUUCCUCGCUCCGAACCUCACCAGCAACAACUACGCCUUCGCUGCGCAGGAGAUCUUCCGCUACUUGAAGCCCGGUGGGAAAGACCAGCAGCUCUUGCUGAAGCUGGAGCGCGAGGAUGUUCGGGAGACCCUGCGCCCUUACAUGAGCAGCUCCUACGAGCGCGUGAGUGCCACAGCAAGGGCGGCGAGCCAGGGCCCUGCGACCUUCGAAGAUGCGCUGGUGGCUGCUUCCGGCCUUCUGCCGGCUGAGCGGCGGGCUUUCUUCGAGGCCUGCUUGCCUGCCAUACCCGGCAACCAUGCGCUAACCCUGUUUCUCAUGCACCAGGUGCUUCCGGACCUUCUGGCGGGCCCCAAAACCGAUGAGGCGGAGCUGUCGGCUUUGGCCAUGCGGCUCAGCGGGCUGCUGAGGCUGGAGGAAGGUGUUCGGCUGGAGCCCAGACACUCAGCCACGGCGCAAGCGGUGUUUUCGCUGCUGGACGAUCUGUACCAGCGUCAGGAAGAGGUCAAGCAAACUCCGGUAACACGGAAUGGUGACGAGAUGUGGAAGAAUCGGCAGAUGCAGCGGAUAGAGCUGCUACUGACUCCUUUCGCGCCCCGCCUGGUGGUCAGCGCGGCCAUCCGCUGCGGCGCGCAUGCCCGCGCCCUGCAAUUCUUGGAGGAGGAUCUCAUCGACCAGGCCCUGCAGCGGCAGCAGAACAUCUUCGACACCGAGGGGCCGCGCAUCUCGGAGGCAGACUGCGAGCUGCUCCAGAAGAUCUACAGCGAGCUGGGCGACUCCGAUGGUGUGGUCGGAGUUCUGCGGGUCGGCCCUGCUAGUGCCAGGACACGUCGCCCCGAACUGGAACUUCAAGGGCGCUGGGCCGAUGUCCAGGCUUGCUACGAGUUGGCCACGGGCCCCGGCUCGGGCCCCGAGCGAGGGCCGGCGCUGUGUGGCCUCGUGCGCUGUACGCAGGCGAUGCGCCGUUACGAAAGCUCGUUGCAGCUUAUCACUGGCAUCCGGCAGGAACAGCCCGAACUAGCGCAAACGCUGCGGCCUCACGCUGUCGAGGCUGCCUGGCAGCUGGGAAGCUGGGAUCGCCUGACGGAAGUCCUCCAGGAGCCCUCGCCAGAAGGGCCGUGCGACUUCCAGGUGAAGCUGGGCAGGGCGGUGCUGGCAGUGCAUGAGAGGGACUCUGCAACGCUGUCCACAACACUUCGCGAAACAACGCUGGAGGUGGCUCGCGCCGCGUCCGCGGCGGCCCGGGAGUCCUACACACGGGCCUACCAGCACCUCCUGCGCCUGCACGUGCUCUCCGAUAUCGACUGGGUAAGCAAGUACCGGGAGGGCCCCAAUUCGAAGCCUGGACACGUCGCCAAGAAUCUUCUCGCCCGCUGCGAUAUCACGACGCCCUCGUUCUCUGUGCGGCAGACACUCCUGAGACCCCUCAGCGUUCUCCUCCAGGACCUGAAGCUGAAGGAGGAUGCGAAAACACUGGAGUUGGCCUUCGCUCGCCUCUGCCGGAAGCACAAGGAGCACAUCUCCAUGGAGCAUCCCGACACCAGUUUUCAAGGAACCUCGGAAGGGCUGCGGCGAGCUGCCCAGAUUGAGUGGGGCAAGAUCCUCUAUGCCAGCGGGGCCCGCACUGAUGCCCUUCGCCACACGCGACUUUGGGCGCAGCACGAUGCGAAAGCUCGGUUGUUGGGGACUCGUUGGGCCUCGGAUGCCCUGCUGUUGCUCCCCAAGGUCGCCGAGGUGGAGUUCCAGGAGGCUAAGGAGCAGCUUCGGGACUCGGAGGCCGCGUACUUCUACCACGCCUCAUAUCUCGACGGUCUGCUGAAGGGGCAGAUCAGCGAAGCCGAAGCCAAAGCGCCCCGAAACGAGAAUUGCCCUUUCGAUCGCAAGAACCUGGUGACCUUCACGAUUCGCGGAUACCUCCAGGCGCUGCAGAGAGGAACAAAGCGAGUCCACUUUAUUCUCAACCGCGUCCUGCAGCUCGCUUGGGAGUGCUGCGAGGUGGACUUCUACAAGGGCGACGUGAACUCAGAGCUCGCAAGCGAGGGGAGACGGCUGAUGCCAUGGAUGUGGUACACCGUGUUGUCCCAGCUCAUCAGCCGUGCGCUUCAUCCAGACAUGCGGCAGGUCUUCCGAGAGAUCAUCAAGUCCGUCGUGGUGUCCUUCCCGGACCCGGCGGGUUGGCAUCUGAUGCAGCUCCUGAAGUCUGAUGACAAAGUCCACCAGCAGCUUGGGAAGGAGCUGCGAUGUUGUCCCGAAGAGUACCCGAGUAUCCAAAACCCUGAGCCUCAAAAACUUCCACUGUAA